AUGACUCAGAAGACGCUUAGCCACGGGAAUAGCGCGGACGUACAGACUACCUCAGCUGUACACGACGACGUGGCAUUCUCUCUCAUGAAAGUGAAACGCAUACAUUCGCAGCCGCUGGUCACUCCCUUGUCGACGUCGUCGCUUCCUAUCGAUAUCAUGCUGGUCAUACUAUCGCACGCCAUUGAAAUGCCAUCACUGAGCCGUGAUAGAGCCGGCUGGUUUGAGCGGCGCUUCUCCCUGGGCCUAAGCCACGUCUGUGGUUUCUGGCGUGCUAUAAUGAUGGAGAAUAAGGUCAUGUGGACGAAUAUAUCUGUCCUCUGGGAUCGGCAGACCAUCGACUGGUAUCAUACCCGUGCCGGUGAUCUACCUGUUCAGUACCAUCUUGUCAUGGAGGGACCGUCGUCGGCCAGGCGCGCGGACAACUGGUUGUUGGACACUCCUGUACAGGAGUUCAUCCGCACAUGCACUGUUCCCUCGGCUUCCUCUGCCAAGAAACUCAACAUCGAUCUACAAGUCGGAGGCUGGCCUGGUUUUGGGCGAGCCGUCAUUGCCGAUAACCUCGGCCGCGCUCUUGAGCGAAUGGAUGCACCAUAUCUCGAAGAGCUGUCUAUCAAUGGCAUUGAGACCCCUCGAUUUCGUAUAACUGGUGCCGCGUUCAAAGGCAGUGACGGUCUCCCAGCCCUACACAAAGCAUCUUUGACCAACCUCACAGUCGCGAACGAAAGCGCGUUCUUCCACUCUGGCCUUACACACCUUUCUCUCUACAAGGUGCAAGUUGAGUGGGGCACGCUGAACCUGCUCGAGCGCCUUCCAAACUUAAUAUCCCUCUCGAUCUCUCCACUCGCGGUCACACUCAUAACGAUCUCUACCCGAUACCACUUACCGCACCUCCAAACGCUCGCCCUCCGUGGCCCAGCCCGAGAUGUCAACACAUUCAUGGGAGCUCUCUUCUACCCCCACACAUGCUCUGUCGAUGUAUGCUUGAUGGAAACUUUGGGAGCAGAUCUCGACAAGAACACCGUGUACGCCCGAGGUGUCUUCGAGACCCUCCGGACGCGUCUUGAACCGCACGGGACUGUCGAUGUAUUCAAUCAUCUUGACGUGAAUACAGACCCCUUCAUCGUUCGCUUGGCGCUCUCACAACGCACGUGUGAGCAUCGCCCAGUCCCCAAUGCGCAGAGCUUGGUCGUGACAUUAGUCGCUUUCCUUCCCAACCGCCGCUUCUUGCUCAAACCAUUGGUGGACGACCAAUUGCCGGGAAUGGAGUUCAUCCGCACAUUGACGAGCACGUAUGCGGCGUUGGGGAGUAUGUCAGGGUUCCCACAUCAUCGCGACCUAUGGACGACCGUCGCGAGCCGUACUCCUCGGCUCGGCUCGUACGUUCUGCGGGGACACAUGGACAAUGCAACCAGCUGCUUCGAUGCCCUCGAAGCCGCGCACACGGACACCAGGUCACCUUUGCCGCCCGGCAGACCAGAGAAAAUUGUUUUGGAAGGGGUUGAUUGCGACGCAGAAUCCGAACAUCUACCUGCUAUACUCGACCCUGGCUCAUCGUUUUGGGCGGUCAUGGAGCGUCGCCCUGCAUUGAAGGUCAUAUUCAAGGGAUGCGCGGUCCCAAGUGGGGCUGAAGAAGGUUUGUCUCGCCUAGGCAAUGUUUCAGUGGUUUCAGAAUAA
Molecule: messenger RNA, 1674 nt
Organism: Peniophora sp. CBMAI 1063
Lineage: Eukaryota; Fungi; Basidiomycota; Agaricomycetes; Russulales; Peniophoraceae
Source: the annotation of a GenBank genome assembly